AUCGCAGUUAUUUUAUAAAUUCGGUUGACAGUCGCCUCUUCACCCUUCAAUCACAGCCUUUGUUUGUUUGUCGGAGAGGCUCAUAUUUCUGGGCCUGGAGCCGUGUCCUAUUUGAAAGGCAAGGGUCGUUGGAUCAGCGGAAGGAAACCGAUUUGUGAGUUUUUGUGCAGCUGUAGCUUGGAGUCGUUUUCUUCUCCUGUAACGGGUACGUGAACUACAAAGUUUUUUGUAAUUCCGUUCGGGCAAGGGUGUAAACAAGCAGAACAAACCGCAUAACCAUCGUACCAUGCAGAUCGCUUCAAUAUCGUGACCUUGGAUUGUGGAUAGCUUUGUAUCUAAUAAUUUUUUGGGAUUGUGAAUAGUGUAGUCUCUUUUUCCGCUGAAUCUUCGCUUGAUUUACCUACUCUAUGAGUAAGGAAACAAGAGAUCCCGCAUAGGAAACCUCUGGGAAUAACUCAGCCGCGCGUGGCGAUCCACAUUCAUGGAACUCGAUAUUACAAGGGUCAAAUGGCUUUGAUUUAUUUCAGGUGAAUUUUGAAGCUUUUUUGAAUUUGCAAAAUUCUUUUAGAAUUAAAAAAAAAAAUUAAUUAGUCUUUAAACAGGAGUCAAAUUUACAGUAAGCUUCAGUUUAGGUUUUUAAUUAAAUCGAACCUCAAUCUUCGCUAAGCGGACUCUGCAAACCGUCUGCAAAAUGGCUAAUAUGGUCAGCUCAGACUGAUAACAAACACUGCAGUUGGGAUCUCGUGACGUUCGUUCAUACUAUUUUAUUGCGUGUGAGCCAUUAAGGGGAUCUUCGCUGCGAGCUAGCCUACGCUCGAACACGCAACAGCGAAUUGUGGACACGAUAUAGUAAUGAGGCAAAAAAAAUAAACAAUUGCUCUUCGUCGCCCGAUCAUCGCUCGUAUUUUUUUAGCGAGUUGAGGUUAAUAUUUCACUCUGCUAAUAUCAAUGGUUGAUUUACCGAUAGAUAAAUCCAUUAAAACUGUUUUCCCGAGAAAAGUUCAUCAAUCUGUCCGGCUGUGUAAGAUGCUUUAGCUUCAACUUUGUCGAACAUGAGACUUUCCGAUUUGAGUUUCACAUUUUAGCCACUGUCGCUAGCCUUUGUAACAUUCAGAAGGUUUACACAGCCUAAAUAAUAUUCACUCAGCAAGAUUCCCUGUUUAGCAUUCGCACUUGGAAAGUUUUAUUGUUAUUUUACACAAAAGCAUUCUUUCCGUCGAUCUUUGUUGCACAAUUGGUUCGAAUUUCAAGCGCGGUGAGCUUAUAGAAGAGAUAAGGAAGAAAAUCGGGCGCUCAGUGUCUGUUGUCUGUUGCGCAAUUGUUACCAAUCAGCUUUUAUCAUUAUGCAAAGAUACAAUCCAUCAAACCGAGGAGGCGGAUAGCUUCAAAUUGAUCAGUAGUUACGCUGAUUACUAGUAGAGUAACAUUGGUAGUAAUAAACUUAUAAAAAUAAACCAAAGCACUUAUCCUGGGGGAGUUUGCGUAUCAGUUGCACUAUUAUGAGUGGUGUGUCUACGUGUCCGUAAGUAAUUAUUGUGAGCCAGUGUUUGCACUAUUUUAGACACAUUGUCUGACAAGCAGAAUUUUGAUCGCUGAGUGAAUUCAUUUUCUAAGCAACUGAUCAAAAUCUAAGUUUGACUCCAAAUUGUUUAUGUUUAUCUUUGCUUUACGUCGAAAGCGUUUGAGUAGGUGAACGCACAGCAAGGUUUUUUCAGAACUCAAUCUUCAUCGGUCAACUCUCAUUUUCCUUCCCUUUCCCUUCCUUUUCUCUUUCCUUUCUUUUACUUUGCUUUUUUCCCUUUGCUUUUCUCAUCUAUUCUUGUCUUUUCUUUCCUUCUUUCCUUUCCUUUUCUUCUGUUUUCUCAUUAUUCUUACACCAAAAUGAUGUCCUUACCUGGACGUUAACACAGCACGAACGGCUGUUGCCUGUGGGCUCAAAUCAUUUACUUCAUUCAUUCUGUUUUGUCGCAUAUUACUAGGGAGCGAGACAAUGGAGAAAGAGACUGAUUUAAUCGCAGCCAACCACAAUGAAGAGCAUCUGACGCCUGAGCAACGAAAGAGAGAGAAACGAAAGAUCACCAAGAAUGUUUACAUCAUCAGUCUCGGGUUUUUGUUCCUCUUUACCGCCUUUCAGUCACUUCAGAACUUGCAGAGCAGUUUGAACAAGGUUGAAGGACUGGGUUUCUGGUCGCUAUGCGUCAUAUACGCUUCCUUGAUACUGUCCUGUAUUUUAGUCCCUCCCUUCAUGAUUGGAAGACUCGGCUGUAAGUGGACGUUGGUGUUCUCAAUGACAGGCUACGUGCUGUAUACAGUGGCUAACUAUUACGCGCGAUGGUGGACUUUGAUUCCUGCCUCUUUUAUUAUCGGUAAAUGGAUUGUUCUUUUGCAAUCUUGAUUUUUGACUCAGUUUACAAGGACCAACAUGGAGUGACCGUAGUUUUGAAAGCUUCUCUAUGUCGAGUUUAAAGUAUCGCCGAUCGGGACGUUAAACAAUACAUAGUCCUAUGUCGUGAAUCAACACGCUGCAAAUUUAGUAUCUAUCUUUUACCGUUAACCAACGUUUCAAUUCUCUUUUUAAAGGAAUGUGUGCAGCACCUCUUUGGUCUUCAAAAUGCGCUUACUUGACCACCACAGGAAUCCGUUACGCUGAGCUUAACCAUGAAACCCAGGACGCGGUCGUGACGCGCUAUUUUGGAAUAUUUUUCCUGAUCUUUCAGAGCGGCCAGAUCAUCGGGAACCUCAUCUCUUCGCUUGUCCUUCAGCAAGGAAUGGGAGACACCUUCCGUGAAAACGCCCGAGACGUCUGUGGCGUGAACUUCUGCAAGCCAUUGCCAGCGACCGGAAAUAAAACAGACGAGUACGAUCACAAGCUUGUUAUCAGACUUCUUAGUAUUUAUGUUGGUACAGGAGUAUUAGCUGUCGUGCUGGUGAUCGUACUUCUCGACCGGCUUACCGGAAGCCUGGACCGGCGAAAGAAGCAGGAAUCUGGCCUUAAUCUAUUGGUUGCCACUGUGAAACACUUGAAGGACUGGCGCAUGCUUCUGGUGUUACCGCUGACCAUGUUCAGCGGGCUAGAACAGGCCUUCACGUUUGGAGAUUUUACACAGGUAAAAUUUGUUCUCAUCUGUCAAAAUCAGGUUAAUACAAUAUCUCUAACGGGUUUCCUUUUGGAUCCUAAACUGCAUUAAUUUCCAUGCUUACUGUUUUUAGAAAAUAGUUUUCGCUGAGUAGAUGGGGGGGGGGAAGUCGUCGCACAGAGUUUAAAGGGGGGGACUAUUGAACAUUGAUUGUCGAUGAGGGGGAUCAUUAGACUACUACAGAGCCUUUGGAGGGGAUCAGUUAAAUAUCAUUUUGAUACAUCCAAAAUCUCCUCUUCCCCCUUAGGCGAUGUAUAACAACCGGUUCCUUAGCGCCUUUAUUACUGAUAUAUUACACAGGCAUUCGUCACUUGUUCGCUCGGAAUCCAUCGUGUUGGUUUUGUUAUGAUCUGCUUCGGUGCCACCGACGCGUUCUUCUCGCUGACUCUGGGCCGUCUUACUAAGUACACUGGGAGAAUUCCAAUUUUCAUCAGUGGUGCGGUAAUACACUAUGCUACCAUUAUAGUUAUGCUGAUUUGGAAGCCCGACUAUCAUAUGGUGUGGGUGUUUUAUGUCAUUGCUGCUCUAUUGGGAUACUGUGACGCAGUUUGGCAAACCCAGAUUAAUGGUAAGGCAUCACAGGGACACCAAACGUGAUCGUAAUGAGGCUGGCUAAGUUUGGUUUUGCGUUAGAUAGAUUGAAAGCGUAAAGGAAAUCAUUGAGUAAUAUACGGAACGAUAGACUGACGGGCGGCAGGACGGACGGACUAAGAGGUCAACUGACAGUCUAACUGGCCAACUGUCGGAAAGAAUGUCGGUCUGACAGAGGGACUAAUGGGCUAACGGACGACUGAUGGACUUACCGACGCACCGACUGGCUUGCUCAACUUACCUACUGAUGAAUUGAUGUAUUGAGUCUGCUGUUAUUUACUUUAUUUGAUCUUUGUGGUCAGUUUAUUCAAAUUUGUUUCAUUAAUACUUGAAAAAGAAUCAUGAACUUGAUCCUUUGUUUUUUAGGUUCAAUCACAAUGUUUCCAAUUCUAUUUGAUCCCCUGUUUUAUCUCUGUUAUUACACUGGGAAAUUCAAUCACGUUUUUGUUUAAAAAAAAAAUAGCUUAACCAGGCUGAGUUAUUUUUUUUCACUACAACAGCAACAGAAUCCUCUAAAGUAUUGGCAUGUUAUGUCUCAGUUAAGGUCCAAGUUUGAUAACUUUGAAUGUCAUUUUUCUCAAUACAGCCAUGUACGGCGUGUUCUUUCACGACAACCAGGAGCCAGCGUUUUCUAAUUACCGUCUGUGGGAAUCACUUGGCUUCGUGAUUGCUUUUGCAUACGCCAACUACCUGUGUAUCAUUAGCAAGUUAAUCAUCCUCUUGGUAGUUUUAACCCUCAGCUUGGUCGGGUAUUUCCUCGCCGAGUAUGUGCAUAAGAUUCAAAUCGACCAAGAAUACUCUCUCGCAGACGGCAUGGUGUUAGAAGAAGCCAGCCAAACGAGAUCUUAACUGAAGAAGGAAUCAGUACUAUGCUGUUUUUUUAUGAAGCAGCUUAAACUUUGGCCAGUCAUUAUCAUGGUUUUGUAUGUGAUUCAUCUAUUAUGGUGUUUAGGUUGAUAUGUAUAGAGGGUUUCACUCAAAAAA
This is a messenger RNA of Pocillopora meandrina, 4712 nucleotides long. The record is from the annotation of a GenBank genome assembly. NCBI's taxonomy places the organism in Eukaryota, Metazoa, Cnidaria, Anthozoa, Scleractinia, Pocilloporidae.